GUCUGAGGCCUGCUGCUGAAAGCAAGGCGCCGCGCACAAACACAGCCAGCCAGAAGACUGGAGAAAAAAAGGAAACCGCUCCUCGCUGGACUUGCAUUGCAAUCUUUUUAAAGACAGACUUUGGGCCAGCUGAUCGGCCGUCUGACUAACCCCCGAAAGUGGAAGUGGACACCGUGUCGUAAAUGGUCUUCAGCUGGGGGCUCACUUUGUAUCUGCCAUCACUGUAUGUAUGUAAACAUUUUUUUCCUCAUUCCAGCGCCAUAUGGGAAAUGCAUGCAGCCUUAUUUCCAGGGGAAACAUGGACUUUGGUCGUGCUGAGAUGGUGAUGUAUUGGGCAGAGUUUUUACUGAACUAGAUGAGCACAGCUGCUGUUGCUUUUUGCGGUUCGUUUUCACGACUGGCUGUGGACAGGGAUUUUUAGUUCCAUUUCUGCCAUCUUUUUUAAUAAACAAGGAUAUUCUUCAAACCAACUUGACACAUUUCACAAGUAAUUUAUGACACACCAAGAAGACCCUGGAUGCUGGUUGCCUUAUUAGAGAAAAUGUGAGUCUCUCGUGAGCAAAGCUUAAUUGCAGUCCGGCCUGACACUGCAGCGCAAUGAAUUUAUUACCAAUUCUUAUCUGCCUUCUUCUUUUCUCCCGAGACAGUCUUUGUGAGCUCACUCUGUCGGUAUUACUUCAGCGGUACUGUGAAGCACUGUCAGCCCUCUACAAUGUCACAGGUCUGUACUGUAAUGCCACAACCGAUGAGAUAGGAACUUGCUGGCCAAGGAGCAACUCGGGUCGAAUUGUGGAGCGACCAUGUCCGGAGUACAUAAAUGGAGUGAAAUACAACACCACAAGAAGUGCAUACAGAGAAUGCAUGGAGAAUGGAACCUGGGCUUUCAGGAGCAAUUAUUCCAACUGCGAGCCAAUUUUGGAAGAGAAAAGGAAGUAUCCCAUGCACUACAAAAUCGCAUUAAUAAUCAACUACCUUGGCCACUGCAUAUCUGUGGGAGCAUUAGUAGUGGCCUUCAUUCUCUUCCUCUGCUUAAGGAGUAUCAGAUGCCUUCGCAACAUAAUCCACUGGAACCUCAUCACCACCUUCAUCCUGAGGAAUGUCAUGUGGUUUUUGCUACAGCUGAUCGAUCACAAUAUUCAUGAAAGCAAUGAGCCAUGGUGCCGCCUUAUAACGACCAUCUACAACUACUUUGUGGUGACCAACUUCUUCUGGAUGUUUGUCGAAGGCUGUUACCUGCACACUGCAAUAGUGAUGACAUACUCCACAGACAAGCUCCGGAAAUGGGUCUUUCUGUUCAUUGGCUGGUGUAUCCCCUGUCCAAUUAUUGUGGCGUGGGCCAUCGGCAAGCUGUACAAUGAAAACGAACAAUGCUGGUUUGGGAAGGAACCUGGAAAAUACAUAGACUAUAUAUAUCAAGGACCAGUCAUCCUUGUGCUUUUGAUUAAUUUCGUUUUCCUGUUCAACAUUGUAAGAAUUCUGAUGACCAAACUCAGAGCAUCCACCACGUCGGAAACAAUACAAUACAGGAAAGCUGUGAAAGCAACGUUAGUUCUUCUGCCCUUGCUUGGAAUUACCUAUAUGUUGUUCUUCGUGAAUCCCGGGGAGGAUGACAUCUCUCAAAUUGUCUUUAUUUAUUUCAACUCCUUUUUACAGUCCUUUCAGGGUUUCUUCGUGUCAGUAUUUUACUGCUUCCUUAAUGGAGAGGUGCGGUCAGCUGCCAGGAAGCGGUGGCACCGCUGGCAGGACAACCAUGCGCUGCGCGUGCGGGUGGCACGUGCUAUGUCCAUCCCCACGUCCCCCACCCGCAUCAGCUUCCACAGUAUUAAGCAGACCACGGCGGUGUGACCCUGGCCAGCCUGUCUGGCUGCCUCCCCUCACACAGAUUGGCUGAAAGCGAUUACAUCGUCCGUGAGCGGUGAGCGGGCGGCUGGCUGGGCGAGGGGAAAGGGAGGGAGCGAGCAAGGGAGGCGUCGGCUGAAUGUGUCUGUGUGUCCAUGCCAGCAGUCCAUACCACAAAUUGGUUGGAAACAUGCCUCUGUGCUGUGUGUCUGCCUUUGAGAGACUUGAGAAUGAGGAUGAACUGUAUGAACAAUAUGAACUUCUGCACUGGCCCUUUUUUUAAACAUCCAGUGGUUCUCUAUCGCUGUCUUUUGUCUGCUGUUGCUGUUCUACCCACUGUAGCUUCUGCUGUGGCAUAUACUCCUCAUUUUAAAGAGAGAAAAAAGCUAUACCUACAAGCCCAUGCACAUUUAUUGAUUUUGGUCAUUGACAAAGCUUUCAUCUCAGAUAUGUUUCAUUUUUUUCUCCAGCCCAAAACGAUUCAAAAAGGGAGGUUUAGAGCUUUUAGAGAUAGUUUUAUAGCUUAUUUGCCUUAUGAUUUACCUUUUAAACUAUCCUAUUGCGAUAUUAAUGUCAUGUCCCAUUUUUCCCAUCACACAAUAUCAACACUGCAAGUUACUUAAAUUGUCCUUAUAUGAUAGCCAAUUAUUUCAGCCUACUGAGUGAGGAUUGAAGCUUAGAGCAGACGUUGUAUCCGUCUGGACUUCUCGCAGGCUUUAGCAUCAGCAGCUAAAUUGCCAACACUGUCUGCUUGCGUUAGACAAACAGGAGAUCCUUUAAAGAGACAGAAAUGCCUUCCUGCCAAUUAUGUGGUGCGUGGUGGACAGGCAGUGGAUGAAGGCAAUUCGGAGGCUGGUGCUCACGUGGGUCAGGCCAAGUUUCAGAGUUGAACAUAGCAAGAAACUGCCAAUGUCACCUGCAGCUACUUUAAGACUCAUAAACGUUUAAUAGAUGUCAUUUUCUAUCACUAUUUUGUCUUCUUUGUCAAAAGCGUAGGGCUGUGUGACGUACGCAAGUCCCAUGGAGGAGAGUUCAUCCAAAGUGUUACCUGAUGGUCUGUGCCGCCUCGCCUGUCUUAUCUGAUGUUCCCUUUUGUUGUCAGAACCCCAGGGCGACACAGACGUGGAUAACUCGAUUCCCCCUGCGUGAAUCAGGCGCCCUUUGAUCUGUAUUAUUUCCAUUAUUCUGGACAAAUGUUUCUUGAGAUUCUGACAUGACAAACCCUGGCUAAAUCAUUUUGCCUCCGAUAGAAGAUUUUUUUUCAGAUUUUAAAACUGUUUUUGCUGUGUUUUUUUUUUUAAAUAUAUUGAACGCGAGUCAUCUGUUUCCCUGUUCCGAUUUAGGAGAAGGACACAGUAGAUUAAACCCUCAUCAUUUUUUUUCUCGAAUCCAUCAGUUCUGAGUUAAAUCAGCAUCAUAGUUCAUCUCUGAGGUUGUGGACAAAUGGUCUUAUGCAAGUGAACUCUGGUAUUAAGGUGCGUCCAUGCCAGAUCAGUCUUGUGCACUAUUAGGACAUUAUUAAUAGCAUAGCAGUCUUGUGUUGGUCUCAAAAGAUUUCAGUGGGUGAGUCAUGUGCAUUUUCCAACCAAGACUGAAAGAAAAAUAAAUAUGACAUGAAGCAUAUUUUAAAUAAGUGGACAAAAUGGAUAAACGAGUGAGUGUAUAUGACGUGAAAGAUAAACAAGAUGAGAUGAAGCCAUCCCCUGAGGCUUGUUGUCAUCUAAUGCUCCUCUGAAGUCCA
This is a messenger RNA of Engraulis encrasicolus (European anchovy), 3580 nucleotides long. RefSeq names its product corticotropin-releasing factor receptor 2 (gene crhr2). Lineage: Eukaryota; Metazoa; Chordata; Actinopteri; Clupeiformes; Engraulidae. Gene Ontology annotation, cellular component: axon terminus; plasma membrane; dendrite. The record is from RefSeq and is a predicted model, not a curated record. Gene Ontology annotation, molecular function: corticotropin-releasing hormone receptor activity; G protein-coupled peptide receptor activity; corticotrophin-releasing factor receptor activity. Gene Ontology annotation, biological process: adenylate cyclase-modulating G protein-coupled receptor signaling pathway; long-term synaptic potentiation; cell surface receptor signaling pathway. The coding region runs from base 598 to 1845 and encodes 415 amino acids. The transcript has 13 exons.